Salvia splendens (bonfire salvia) is the source of this 1135-nucleotide messenger RNA. RefSeq lists its product as uncharacterized. The record is from RefSeq and is a predicted model, not a curated record. Lineage: Eukaryota; Viridiplantae; Streptophyta; Magnoliopsida; Lamiales; Lamiaceae. Bases 367 to 1029 code for a protein of 220 amino acids. The transcript has a single exon.
UUUGCUUUUCACAAAAGCCACCCCCUCUCUCUCUCUCUCACUCCAUAUUUUAUACAACUCCAUUCCAUCUUUGAAGAUGCUUGCUAAAGUCUUGUAACUUAGUAUUUGAAAUUCGACUUCACUUCAUUGACUAUGUUACAUAUAGUAGGAGAAUAGUCAAAGAAACAAUCAAACUUCCAUGCAAGCAGUCCAGUUGGACUUAAUUCUACCUAUGUUCAAAUUUCCUGUAUUUUGACCGUUUUUUGGGGCGUUUAAUGCUUUUUAUUUCACUUUCAAUAAACCCAACUGCUAAACAUAUUUUUUGCUUGUACUAUUUCUCAUAUAUUUUGAUAUCCGAGUUUAUUUAGAGAAAAAAGCAAAGAAAAAAUGGCGAUUGAAGUCUUCCCAGAUAGCCCAAGCGCGACCGGCAUCAGCCCACGCAUCUCAUUCUCCCACGAUCUCUCUCAAUCCGACGUCGUUCCGAUCGAGCAGUACAUUCGCUCCGCCGCCUCCUCCUCCUCCAUCGAUUUCGACUUCUGCGUCUUCCGCGAGAUCUUCGACCACGAAUCCUCCUCCGCCGACGAGCUCUUCUUCGACGGCAAAAUCCUCCCCAUCCAAAUCAAAAAACGCCUCGCUCCGGCGCCUCCGCCGCCGUCUCCUCUCCCCCCUCCACCGCCGCCGCCGCUGAAAUCGGAAGAGAAGCAUAAGUCAUUUUGGCGAUUCAAGCGCAGCUCCAGCCUGAACUGCGGCAGCGGCUACGGCCGGACGCUCUGCCCGCUGCCGCUCCUCUCGAGGAGCAAUUCCACCGGAUCCACCGCCAGCGGCAAGCGAUCGUCGAUUUCGAAGCAAAAUCUGCUCAAAAGCAAUUCAUCGCAGAAGCAGCAGCAGCAGCAGCCGAUGUCUGGCUAUUCCUCGAAGCCGCCGUUGAAGAAGAACGGCCAAUUCUCUCAUAAGUUCAGUCCGGUGCUGAACGUUCCUCCGGCGACUAUCUUCGGCCUCGGCUCCAUAUUUUCCGGCGGCGGCAAGGAUCGGAUCAGGAAGAAGUAUUAAUUGGUUUUUAAUCAUUUAAUCAAUUCCUGUUAAUUUCGUUUCUUCUUCCGUCAUUUUCUUAUUGUAUUAGACGGUGAUUAAUUAAAUUAAGAUUGUGAUUAAUGCA